Aegilops tauschii subsp. strangulata is the source of this 1155-nucleotide messenger RNA. Its product is annotated as F-box protein At5g07610-like. The record is from RefSeq and is a predicted model, not a curated record. Gene Ontology annotation, molecular function: protein binding. NCBI's taxonomy places the organism in Eukaryota, Viridiplantae, Streptophyta, Magnoliopsida, Poales, Poaceae.
AUGGAGAAGAGGGGGAGGAAGGAGGAGGAGGAGGAGCAGGCGGUGGAGGGCCUCCCCAACGACCUUGUCUGGGAGUUCCUGUCGAGGGUGCCGUACCGGUCGCUGUGCCGCUUCAAGUCCGUGUCGACGUCAUGGCUCACGCUGUGUUCCGACCCUGCCGUCCGCCGAAGGUCGCCGCAGACGCUCUCCGGAUUCUUCGCCCUCUCCCGCAGCGGCACCAUCCGUUUCGUCAACCUGUCCGGGAGAGGCCGGCCGUUGAUCGACCCCUCUCUCCCUUUCCUGCACGGCUUCAAAAAUGUCAAGAUCCUAAAUUGCUGCGGCGGCAUCCUCCUCUGCCAUGGCAUUCGAGCAGAGCGCGCAGAAUACAUCGUGUGCAACCCCGCGACCGAGAAGGUCUGGGCCACGCUGCCCGUGCCCGAUAGCCAUGACACACCAUGUCCUCGGUUUCACGGCCGCACCAUUUGCUUGUGUUUUGACCCCACCGUUCCUUCUUGCUUCACAGUGUUUGUCAUCAAUGAUAAUGGUCACGCCAUAACCGCGACAGAUGUCUACUCAUCCGAUACCGGAGAAUGGACUUCCAUGUCAGGCCGAUGGGGUCACCGAGUUGUGGUGUAUUGCGGUGAACCACAAUACUUCUUUUUAAAUGACACUCUGCAUGUCACUGCCUAUGAUUCUCGUUUGGAGACAUUUGACUUGAACCAUAAUUCAUUAAACAUGAUAGUUACAGUGGACACGGGCGGGAAUACUUGGAGGACAACUCGACAGCCGCCCCAGACUGAAUUCACUUUCAUUGGGCUCUCUCAGGGACGCUUACAUGGUAUUGAGAUGGAAGAUGGUAAUGGUUGCCGGAUAUCAGUUUGGAUUCUUGAGGAUUAUGCUAGUGGGCGGUGGACCUUAAAGCACACAACCAGCAUUCUGGAUCUGCUAGGAAGGCCUUGUCUAGAGCACAGAGAGUACUACGUAUUUGUUGCACUCCAUCCAGAACGUAACCUUAUUUUUUUUAAUGGCGGGGUGGAACGAGAACGGACACUUAUGUCGUAUGAUAUGGAUACCCAGAAGUUGCAUGUUAUCUGCAAUCUUGAAGAUUAUCAAAUGCAAAAUUUUCGACCUUACACUCCAUGCUUUGUGGAAUGGCCGCUGUCAAAUGCUCACUGA